Molecule: messenger RNA, 2532 nt
Organism: Tupaia belangeri chinensis (Chinese tree shrew)
Lineage: Eukaryota; Metazoa; Chordata; Mammalia; Scandentia; Tupaiidae
Gene: VAV2
Product: vav guanine nucleotide exchange factor 2
Biological process (GO): cell migration; regulation of GTPase activity; intracellular signal transduction
Cellular component (GO): cytoplasm
Molecular function (GO): protein binding; guanyl-nucleotide exchange factor activity
Source: RefSeq, a predicted model, not a curated record
CGACCUCAAGGACAUCAACUUCCGGCCGCAGAUGUCCCAGUUCCUGUGUUUGAAGAACAUACGCACCUUCCUUAAAGUCUGCCAUGAUAAAUUCGGGUUGCGAAACAGUGAGCUGUUUGACCCCUUCGACCUCUUCGACGUCCGAGACUUCGGGAAGGUCAUCUCUGCGGUGUCGAGACUGUCCCUGCACAGCAUCGCGCAGAACAAAGGGAUCAGGCCCUUUCCUUCCGAGGAGACUGCGGAGAACGAUGAUGAUGUCUACCGCAGCCUGGAGGAGCUGGCUGACGAGCAUGACCUGGGCGAGGACAUCUACGACUGCGUCCCGUGCGAGGACGAGGGCGACGACAUCUAUGAGGACAUCAUCAAGGUGGAGGUACAGCAGCCCAUGAAAAUGGGCAUGACCGAGGAUGACAAGAGGAACUGCUGCUUACUGGAGAUCCAGGAGACAGAGGCCAAGUACUGCCGAACCCUGGAGGACAUCGAGAAGGUGAGGUGGCAGUGGUGGGCUUCUCUCUUCCAGAACUACAUGUGUCCCCUGCGGCUGGUGCUGAGCCCAGCGGACAUGGCUGCCGUCUUCAUCAACCUGGAGGACCUGACCAAGGUGCACCACAGCUUCCUGAGGGCCAUCGACGUGUCCAUGAUGGCUGGUGGCGGCACUCUGGCCAAGGUCUUCCUCGAUUUCAAGGAAAGGCUCCUGAUCUACGGAGAGUACUGCAGCCGCAUGGAGCACGCCCAGAGCACACUGAACCAGCUCCUGGCCGGCCGGGAGGACUUCCGGCAGAAAGUCGAGGAGUGCACGCUGAAGGUCCAGGACGGGAAGUUCAAGCUGCAGGACCUGCUGGUGGUGCCCAUGCAGAGGGUCCUGAAGUACCACCUCCUCCUGAAGGAGCUCCUGAGCCAUUCCACCGACCGGCCUGAGAGGCAGCAGCUCAAAGAGGCACUGGAGGCCAUGCAGGACCUGGCCAUGUAUAUCAACGAGGUGAAACGGGACAAGGAGACCUUGAAGAAGAUCAGCGAGUUCCAGAGUUCGAUCGAGAACCUGCAAGUGAAACUGGAGGAGUUUGGGAGGCCAAAGAUCGACGGGGAACUGAAAGUCCGGUCCAUAGUCAACCACACCAAGCAAGAUAGGUACCUGUUCCUGUUCGACAAGGUGGUCAUCGUCUGCAAGCGGAAGGGUUACAGCUACGAGCUGAAAGAGAUCGUCGAGCUGCUGUUCCACAAGAUGUCAGACGACCCCACCAACCACAGGGACGUCAAGAAGUGGUCCUACGGCUUCUACCUGAUCCACCUCCAGGGGAAGCAGGGCUUCCAGUUCUUCUGCAAGACCGAGGACAUGAAGAGGAAGUGGAUGGAGCAGUUCGAGAUGGCCAUGUCAAACAUCAAGCCGGACAAAGCCAAUGCCAACCACCACAGCUUCCAGAUGUACACGUUCGAUAAGACCACCAACUGCAGGGCCUGCAGGAUGUUCCUCAGGGGCACCUUCUACCAGGGCUACCUGUGCACCAGGUGUGGUGUCGGGGCACACAAGGAGUGUCUGGAGGUGCUGCCCCCCUGCAAGAGCAGUUCCCCUGCAGACAUGGACUCUUCCGGAGCGGGACCAGGUCCCAAGAUGGUGGCUGUGCAGAAUUACCAUGGCAACCCAGCUCCCCCUGGGAAGCCUGUGCUGACCUUCCAGACGGGUGACGUGAUCGAGCUGCUGAGGGGCGACCCUGAGUCCCAGUGGUGGGAGGGCCGGCUGGCGCAGACCAGGAAGCUGGGUUACUUCCCUAGUUCAUCUGUGAAGCCCUGCCCUGUGGACGGAAGGCCGCCCAUCAGCCGGCCGCCUACCCGGGAGAUCGACUACACGGCAUACCCCUGGUUUGCAGGCAGCAUGGAGAGGCAGCAGACGGACAACCUGCUCAAGUCCCACGCCAGCGGGACCUACCUCGUCAGGGAGCGGCCCCCGGGGGCCGAGCGCUUCGCCAUCAGCAUCAAGUUUAAUGACGAGGUGAAGCACAUCAAGGUGGUGGAGAAGGACAACUGGAUCCACAUCACGGAAGCCAAGAAGUUUGAAAGCCUCUUGGAGCUGGUGGAGUACUACCAGUGCCAUUCGCUCAAGGAGAGCUUCAAGCAGCUGGACACCACCCUCAAGUACCCCUACAAGUCGCGGGAGCGCGCCGCCUCCAGGCCCUCCAGCCGGGCUCCAGCUUCCUGUGCUUCCUACAGCUUUUCUUUUCUCAGUCCUCAGGGCCUCAGCUUCGCGCCUCAGGGCCCCUCCGCUCCCUUCUGGUCAGUGUUCACGCCCCGGGUCAUCGGCACGGCUGUGGCCAGGUACAACUUUGCCGCACGGGACAUGCGGGAGCUGUCGCUGCGGGAGGGCGACGUGGUGAAGAUCUACAGCCGCAUCGGCGGGGACCAGGGCUGGUGGAAAGGCGAGACCAACGGACGGAUCGGCUGGUUUCCUUCGACUUACGUAGAAGAGGAGGGCAUCCAGUGACGGCCGAUGCAGACGCGACUCGCAGACUCUAUCGGAGAGUCGCCCCCCCCCGGGCC